Molecule: messenger RNA, 606 nt
Organism: Protopolystoma xenopodis
Lineage: Eukaryota; Metazoa; Platyhelminthes; Monogenea; Polystomatidea; Polystomatidae
Source: the annotation of a GenBank genome assembly
AUGCGUAUGGCUAACAACUUGGCUCAAUUAAAUGGCAUCCUUAAGGAUCAGUUGGAUCAGGCUAAUCAAGCGUACCAAAGCGUCAAUCAGGAGGUGAGUCGAGUUACUCUUGUCUGGAGACAGACUGCCCAACAACUGGACCGUCGGGAAGCUGAAUGGCGCGAGGAGGAGACCGCAUUCAAUGAGUAUUUUGCGGCAGAGCAUAGUCGUCUGUUGACUCUCUGGCGUGUUGUCGUCUCACUGCGACGUCAGUUCUCCGAGAUGCGUCUCCAGACGGAGCGAGACCUCUCGCAGGCUCAAAGUGAACUUACACGUCACAGCCGCAGUUUACAAUCGGCCUGCGGGAACUUGGCGGCCAAUUUGGAAGCAGUAGAGGUUCGAAGGUCACGUGAGUUGACUUCCAACGAGUCGUCGGCAUUGUGUCUUCGCACCGUCCUCGACGCUGAAUCAAAAGUUCGAGUACACACUUUGACGGAGUCCUUGUCGAAAAGUCAGAUGCGCCUGAUGGAGGCCGAGGCUAGACUCGCGGAGGUGACGCGUGCGAAUGAGAAACUGAGUGAACAGAACACAGAAAGCCAGACAACUGGUCAGAAGCCAGAUUGGUGA